Molecule: messenger RNA, 945 nt
Organism: Ailuropoda melanoleuca (giant panda)
Lineage: Eukaryota; Metazoa; Chordata; Mammalia; Carnivora; Ursidae
Product: olfactory receptor 11H12-like
Biological process (GO): G protein-coupled receptor signaling pathway
Cellular component (GO): membrane
Molecular function (GO): olfactory receptor activity; G protein-coupled receptor activity
Source: RefSeq, a predicted model, not a curated record
AUGAACAUGUCUGGCUCCGGAUCUUCUUCUGAGUCAGUGAGGGAAUUCAUCCUUCUGGGUUUUUCCUGCAACAGGGAGAUUCGGGUUGUCCUGUUUAUGUCCUUCUCAAUUGUCUACCUCCUGACUCUCGUGGGAAAUGGAGCCAUUAUCAGUGCUGUGUGUUGGGACCAGCAUCUCCACACACCCAUGUACAUACUGCUGGGGAAUUUUGCAUUCCUGGAGAUCUGGUAUGUCAAUUCCACUGUUCCAAACACACUGAUCAACUUCCUCUCAGAGACCAAAACCAUCUCUAUCACUGGCUGCUUCCUUCAAUUAUACUUUUUCUUUUCCACGGGUUCCACGGAGUGCUUCUUUCUCUCAGCAAUGGCCUUUGAUCGCUACUUUGCCAUCUGUCAUCCUCUGCAUUAUGGCACACUUAUGACAGGGCAAUGUUGUUUCAACCAAGUGAUAUCCUGUUGGGUGUGUGGCUUUCUCUGGUAUCUGGUACCUGUUAUUCUCAUCUUCCAACUGCCUUUCUGUGGUCCUAACUCAAUUGAUCAUUUUGUAUGUGACUCGGGCCCAUUGCUGACCCUUCCAUGUGCUCCUGCCCCUGUGUCCAAGCUCAUCAGCUAUACCCUAAGCUCCCUCAUCAUCCUCCUGAGCUUUUUUCUCCUCCUCUCCUAUGUCCUGGUUCUACUUGCUGUGCUUCUGUUGCCCUCAGCAUCUAGUCAGCAUAAAGCCUUUUCAACGUGCGGAUCCCAUUUGUCUGUGGUGCUGCUAUUCUACAGGACCAUUAUGGUGAUGCAUGUGAGCCCUGGAUCCAGCCACUCUACCCUGAUGCCAAAGAUCAUGACCUUGAUCUAUGCAAUGGUGACUCCACUCUUCAACCCUUUGAUUUAUAGUCUCAGGAAUAAGGAAAUGAAAAAUGCUCUCUGGAAAGUUCUAGAAAAGUUAAAAUGUCUUUAA